AUGCCGAAAUUACGCUCUUGGGCUUCCCUGCUUCUCAAUGUGCUCCUAGCCAGCGCAGCGGGCAUCCCUUCGAGCCGCUAUAGGAAUUGCCAGAGAUCGCGCAAAGCGUGCCCUGAAGGCACUCUCGUUGUCUCUGCAUCCGACCCUAAGGCUGACUUUUCAACCGUCCAAGCCGCAGUUGAGUCCCUGCCGCACGAUAACAGCAGCCAGACGAUCCUGAUCCUAGCAGGGACAUAUACGGAACAAGUCAAUGUCACCCGUCCCGGCCCAGUCACGCUGCUCGGCCAAACAGACCAUGUCACCGACGCCUCCAAGAACCAGGUGACAAUCAACUGGGCACAAGCCAACCAUGACAGCACGGGCCAGAGUGUUGACAAUGUUUUCGGAAGCGUUUUGACUGUCGCACCUACUCUGAACGCGAGUUACACUGGCUCUGGUCCCACGGGAUUCCCUGUACCUGAGGAUACUCCCUUUGGCUCAGUCGACUUUCGUGCGUACAACAUUGAUUUUACCAACACCUGGGCGGACUAUUCAGACGGCCCGGCACAUGCACUCAGCUUCAGCAGGGCUAAUGGCGGGUUCUACUAUUGCGGGUUCUAUUCCUACCAGGAUACUGUCUACGUAGGCAAACUCGGCAACGCAUACUUUCACAGGAGCAUAAUAGCCGGCCAAACUGACUUCAUCUACGGGUUCGGCACAGCUUGGAUUCAAUCGUCUGAUAUCCUCCUCCGCAACUGCGGCGGCGGCAUCACAGCCUGGAAGGGUACCAACACGACCUUCGAGAACAAAUACGGCGUCUACAUCGUCGACUCAUCCGUGCAAGCUGCCAAUGCCUCAAUUGCCCCGGAAAUCGUCGGUGCUUGCCCCCUCGGCAGGCCUUGGAAUGAACUACACCGCUCCAUCUUCGUUCGUUCCUAUGAGGAUGCUAGCAUUGAUCCUGAAGGGUACAUUGAUUGGGUCGUUGAUGGUGUAAGCCGUCUGUCAAACAAGACUUUCAUGGCCGAGUAUCGCACCUUUGGGCCGGGGUUCAACGUCUCGAGUCGCGCUUCGACUAAUGCAUCAAUUGUCUUGUCAGCCAAGGAAUAUGCGCCGUAUGAUUCUCCUGCGAAGGUUUUCUUGACCCCGGACGGAAAGGCCAACAAUAUCGGCUGGAUUGACUGGCAGGCAUAG
Messenger RNA from Aspergillus nidulans FGSC A4, 1170 nucleotides. Its product is annotated as protein pmeB. Gene Ontology annotation, cellular component: extracellular region. Gene Ontology annotation, molecular function: pectinesterase activity. The record is from RefSeq and is a predicted model, not a curated record. The coding region runs from base 1 to 1170 and encodes 389 amino acids. The transcript has 2 exons. Gene Ontology annotation, biological process: cell wall modification; pectin catabolic process. Lineage: Eukaryota; Fungi; Ascomycota; Eurotiomycetes; Eurotiales; Aspergillaceae.